AUGUCGAGCCAAUUCCUAGUGUGGAACGCUCAGGGUGUGACGAAUACCCACGUCAAGAGGCAUCUAAAAAAUUUGAUUCGGGAACACAAGAUUUUAUUUGCUACUGUGAUUGAACCCCAAAGGGCGGCGCCGGCAGUGGGGAGGAACUUUCAGGGGCUUCGUUUUGUUGGAGCCAAUGUGAGUGGACAUAUCUGGAUACUAGCCCAUGAGGAUUGGACGGAGGAGGUGGUAGAUGACUCGAGGCAGGUCCUACAUAUUAAGGUCACUGCUGCAGUCUUCUCGUUCCCUAUCUACAUCUCUAUAGUAUAUGGUAGACAUACGAGGGAGACGAGACAUGAGCUAUGGAAAAAGCUUGGGGAUAUCUCUUUGGCCGUGGAUGGCAGACCGUGGCUAGUGGGAGGCGACUUCAACAUAUUCCUGACUAAUGAGGAGCGACAGGGGAGUGACACGGACAAACACAGAAAGAUGAUGGAGUUUGCUGAUGCCAUUGCGGACUGCCAGUUGAUAGAUCCGGGCAUUGAUGGGCCAAUCUUUACCUGGCAUAGGGCAGGUCUUAGGGAGAGGUUGGACAUGAUCUUGAUUGGGGAGCAUUGGACAUCGGUGUUUGCGACAACCAGAGUGACCCACUUGGCGAGAUUCAGCUCUGAUCAUGCCCCUUUGCUAGUGAGAUGUCAGUUUUCCGUUCAGAGAUCUAGGCCGACAUUCAGAUUUCAGAACAUAUGGGUAAGGCACGAGACCUUCAAGAGUGAGAUUGCUAGAGUUUGGGAGGCGGAAACAUGCUAUAACGGUAUGAUGAACCUUCAGCUCAGGCCUAUCAGGAUCAAGAAAUUCCUAAAGGUCUGGAACAGAGUGGUUUUUGGCAACAUCCACCAGAAUCUGAAGAAUGCUGAGGAUACAGAAGAGAGUGAAGUCGAGGAUACAUAUGAUCGAGGCAGGGGGCAAGUGCUGACUGAGGUGACCGAGAUUAGGAACUCGGUGACCACCUUCUUCCAGCAGCUCUUGACUUCUGAUGUAGGAGGCCUUGACCAGCCAGAUUUGACACUUAUUCAUAGCCUUCCAGAUUCAGUGGACCAGGAUGCCUUGUGCUCGGUUCCGCAGGAGAAGGAAGUUCGGGAUGCAGUGUUUGGGAGUGAUGUGAUUGAAGCUGUUGGGGAUUUCUUCAGUGGGCCGUUCAUGACUCGGAGCUUCGCGGCGACCAUGAUCAUACUCAUACCGAAGAAACUGAAUCUAGUCACGUGGGGGGAUUACAGACCGAUAAGUCUUUGCAAUGUCACGAACAAGAUCAUCACAAAGAUCUUAGCAUCGAGACUAGCACCUCUGCUUCCCCUUGUCAUCGCACCGAAUCAGAGUGGAUUCAUUAGGGGGCAUCUUCUUAGUGAUAAGUCUUGCUUGCUCAGGAGUUGA
Salvia splendens (bonfire salvia) is the source of this 1404-nucleotide messenger RNA. RefSeq lists its product as uncharacterized. The coding region runs from base 1 to 1404 and encodes 467 amino acids. NCBI's taxonomy places the organism in Eukaryota, Viridiplantae, Streptophyta, Magnoliopsida, Lamiales, Lamiaceae. The transcript is spliced from 3 exons. Gene Ontology annotation, molecular function: catalytic activity. The record is from RefSeq and is a predicted model, not a curated record.